Messenger RNA from Echinococcus granulosus, 741 nucleotides. Its product is annotated as Nudix hydrolase 3. The coding region runs from base 1 to 741 and encodes 246 amino acids. Lineage: Eukaryota; Metazoa; Platyhelminthes; Cestoda; Cyclophyllidea; Taeniidae. The transcript has 3 exons. Gene Ontology annotation, molecular function: magnesium ion binding; coenzyme A diphosphatase activity; manganese ion binding. Gene Ontology annotation, biological process: nucleoside diphosphate metabolic process. The record is from RefSeq and is a predicted model, not a curated record.
AUGCCUGGAGUAGCAGAACUCUUUGGUUCCGUCAACAGACAGCGCUGCAUCUCGUUGCUGCAGCGGCUGACACCAGUCCGACCUAGACCAGAUGGAGCCUUCGAUUCAGCUGUCCUCAUUCCUCUCUGCUAUUACGACGGCCACCAUCCCGCUAUCCUCUUCACAAAACGCAGUCUUCUCGUGCGUCAUUUCCCCGGUGUGAUGAGCUUUCCUGGCGGAAGAGUAGAGCCUAGUGAGAGUGUGGUUGAAGCGGCAUUACGGGAAUUGGAGGAAGAGGUUGGAAUCCCGCCCAGUUUUGUGGAUUCCUGGACUACCUUCGCCCCCUUCCCUACAAGGACGACACCGAGCCUCAUCCAUCCAUUAGUUGGAUUCAUCGGUAACUACGAUCCAUUAGAGGACACAAUUAGCCAACGAGUCGGCGGAUCACUACGAUGCGCUCGUCUCCGACCCAGCCCCCGUGAGGUGGAAAUGGUCGUUUUUCGCUCAAUAAACUGGCUUUUAAAUCCAGCAUGUCGAAAAUACUGUGUUUACCGUGAACGUUCGUGCCUUCCCUUCACUGGAGCGACAUCCUUUCUUGGCUCGCCCUGCUCAACUUCGCGCAAACCCCAUAAAAACGUUACUUUUUCCUUGCCUGUGUUUGGGGGCUCUCCCGGAAGCGUCGAGCUUCCUAGAAUCACAGGAGCUACGGCCCUUCUUACCCAUCAGCUUCUGACCUGUCUCUCGCCAAAGGGACUUCCCUGA